Molecule: messenger RNA, 1731 nt
Organism: Endocarpon pusillum Z07020
Lineage: Eukaryota; Fungi; Ascomycota; Eurotiomycetes; Verrucariales; Verrucariaceae
Exons: 1
Coding region: 1-1731 (576 amino acids)
Source: RefSeq, a predicted model, not a curated record
AUGCCGAAGAAGCAGAAGAAUCCACUGUACACGAGACCGUCAACGAAGCCACAUCCAUCAUUGACACUUUCAAACUCCACAACUCCAGCCCUCUAUGGCUCCACAGGCCUCGAAGAGAAACCUUCUGUCACAGAGUGUCUCAGAACACUCAGAAGUGAGGAGGCCGGACGUUUGCUGCCUAGACCAGCGCCAGUGGCUACAGUCCAUCCAUCUCUAAGAAACUUAUUGGACGUGCCAGAAACCCGUCAGCCUGGCCCCAGAACUGGUGUCCGAGCAUCAGGUCCAGCACAAACACGCCGUGUCCCAGGUCCGGCUGCUCCACUGAGCUGGCAACUUCUUGCAAGUCGUCAUACUCGCAGAACCGUACAUAACGAAUUCAUUAUAACGCCCAACUAUGCAAUUCAGAAUAUGAUUCACGAGCAAGUUCCCUUGCCCGGGGCAAAGCUUCCUCCAAGACGAAGUCUCCUGGAUACCGUUUUGAGAAGUAUGGCAGACAACUGGGAUUGGCAUCUACAACAUGAUCAUUACUACUUGGCAUAUAUUCCCAUUCGUCUGAAGGAAGCCCUCCUCAGUUACAUCUCCAGACAUACAUCAGAGGAACGUUUGACAAGAUCGAUUACUACUUUGCGUAUACUUUUUCCUGAGUACAGAAGCCUCGAAGAAGAAGGUACAGGACACCAGAUGCCCGUGGAGGACGCCAUUGAAGUUAUGCGGCUAGAUCUGGGCCGAGCCCUUGGUACUUGGCUCCGUACGAUGUCAUCGUUUAAGAAAGAAGUCAUUCGACCUCUCACACUACGAGAUUCCACAGCCCCAAGUGCCAACACUAGAGAUCAUAGUGUACGAGAAGCAAUCAGUGAGCCACCAGAAGCGUGGGACGAUGCAGAUGGAGCUGCUAGGGACAUUACGAGCCAGCUGUCUCUAUCCGGACCCUCAACAAAAUUGCCAGGAACAAGGUUUUCAAAGCUUCUGCAUCUCUCGUUGGCUCUAUCCCCAUCGGCGAUGUCUUCCACAUCGGGAGCCUCUUGGUCAUCGCUACUCUCCGUUACGCCCUACUUGUCAACUCUUCAGUCGCUGUCGUUAGGAUACUGGCCUUCUCCCACUCUUACACCCCACGCAGCAGCAGCAUCGGCUACAAUACGCAAUCCUGUGGCGAGGACGUUACCAAGGAUAUCAUAUGGUGGGACAGACAUGUAUACUGAAUCAGAAUCAAACUGGCGGGAAGCCGCAGGUAUUUUGAGAAAACUCAGCCGCCACCUUUACUGUUUGAAAUGGCUCGACUUGACCGGUUGUGGCGCAUGGUUUGGUGCGCUUUCGUGGACGGAUACGGAGGCACUGGCCGAUGACUUGAGCUCAGGAAUCAGGCUUCCAGGAGCUGGGCCAGACUGGAACGGUUCAUGGCGGAACGUCGAGUACCUUGGACUUUGUGUGGGAUGGACCUUGACUAGCUUCCAGGAUAGAGAGAUGAACUCUACAACUUCCCAAGCGCGUCCCGCCAAACAGCCUGAUCCUCUACCUCGCUCAUCUGCCAAGGUAGAAGAAUCAAGGGCAAGCACCAAUGGUUUGGGUUUGUUCAACCAAGACUGGGAUGUCGAAGAAGAGCGUAAAAAGUACUUCGCCAAGAAAGAACUGGAGAAACUCAAUGACUUAAAGUCAAGAGCACGUAAAGUAGCCAGACACGUGAGACUUGUCCGCGAGGUAGCUAGGGGCAAGUGGAUUGAGGUUGACCUCUAG